GUUCGUUCUGGAUGUGAGUGCGUGAUGUCGUAAAUUUGUUGCCAAAAGUAAAAAAUAUCGCUCCACUGAAUUUUGGGCUAUACAUUACAAGUAUCAUCGAAUGGUAUUCAAAAUGCGAACUUACAAAAGAAAAACUGACCGAGCUCAUAUUAGUAAAGAUUUGAUAAAACAAGCUGCAAGUGAAGUAAUAAAUGGUACAAGUAUCCGUAAAGCAGCUAAAAAUAAUAAAAUAGACAGAACCACGCUUUCGAGAGAUAUUCAAUUUUCACCAGAGCUUGUGAGGCCAUUACCGAAAGCAGGACCCAGAAAGCAACAAACACGAAGGAAGAAGAGAAGCUGUGCAAUUUUGACAGACACUCCGGAAAAAGAUGCGCUUGCUUCACAACAACGUAAAAGAAAAUCAAAAACCAGCAUGAAGAUAGAAAAGUCCAAGAAAAGGGCAGUGAAGAAAGCAAUUCUUAUAAGCUCCUCAGAAUCUGAUGGAGAGAGUCACUCUGAUAAGAAAAUUCAUAGAAAGCUUGGUAGGAAAAAUAAGAAGACAAAUAUAAAAAAAAGACAACUUCCAUCAGACACUGAAGAGGAUGAUUGUUUUUGUCUAGUGUGCACUGAGUCCUAUUCAGACAGUCUUCCAGGAGAAGAAUGGAUACAGUGCUCCAGUUGCCGAGCAUGGGCUCACAUCAAUUGCACUUCUGGUGUCAAUACUGUGUAUAUUUGCAUGAACUGUGACAGUGACUAA
Messenger RNA from Acanthoscelides obtectus, 736 nucleotides. Lineage: Eukaryota; Metazoa; Arthropoda; Insecta; Coleoptera; Chrysomelidae. The record is from the annotation of a GenBank genome assembly.